AUGCCCGCUCGAAUAAAUUUUCUAUCAAAACGAUUAAUUAUUAUCAUUUAUUUAUUAACGAUUGUUUUAGAGAAGCUUGGUUACAGAAUCUUGUACGGCCCGAAUGAAACGAAUUUUGACUUAUUAUGGGUGCAUGAGUAUCCUUUCACAAUCGCUUCUUUGCAAAGGUUUAUAAAAGGAGUCAGACCAUACCAAAAAAUCAAUCACAUCCCAGGUUCUGGAUAUUACACAAGUAAAAUACAUUUGUUAACAUCAAAAUUAUCGAUGGGACUACUAAAAACUUUCAAAAUUCCUGAAAUGAAGGACGAAUUUUUGCGUUACUAUGAAAGAAACUCAAAUGAACUGUUUAUAAUAAAAAAUAAUAAACAUCGCGGCAUUGAAAUAAAAAGUAUCGAUGAAAUUAAUUUCACUAUAAACAACUUUUUUAUACAACAAUACGUAUCAAAUCCUUACCUUAUUGAUGGAAAGAAAUUUGAUAUUGGAAUAUAUACAGUCAUAACAUCGGUACUACCACUACGAGUUUAUAUUUAUGAAGGUGAUGUGCUAUUACGCUUUUGUCCUGAAAAUUAUUUCCCAUUUGAUUCGAAAAAUAAAGAUAAAUAUGUUGUUAGUGACGAUUAUUUACCCAUUUGGCAGGUAAUUUAUCAAUUAAAAAAGUAUUAUGCUGAACAAAAAAUGACAUCUCGUGAGACGCUUAACGCUUAUAUUCGUGCAAAUGGUAAAGAUGCUAGCAAAGUGUGGAGUACCAUCAAAGAAAUCAUUGCAGAAUACUGCGCCAAUUUUAGGCCAUUUUUUGAACUUUCUCGUUUCGAUUUCAUCCUUGAUGAUCAUCUUAAUCAAAAUGGCUUAUUGCCUGACAAUUUGUUUUUAGCAAAUAUGUCACCAAAUUUAUCGUCAUCACACUUUAAACAAAAUGGUUUAUUAUAUGAACAGUUAUUAUUAAAUGUUUUUUCUUUGGUUGGAAUCGCGAAUCAUUUUCACGGCCAAUCUUUGGAGGAAAAGUUGUAUGUUUUCUUCUAUUGGUGCCCUUUAUAUUUUUGUGCUAUGCUAAAGUACAAAUUAAGAAUUCAUUUGCAGAAAUGCCGAUUAUGUGGGCAUUGUUUCAAUUAUGAAAUGAAAACGAUAUUGCGAUCAUCGUAUUUAGAGCAAAUUUCGAGAAGAAAUCUGCGAAGGGUACUACCUACGACGAUUCCUAAUGAGCGCCACGUCUAUCGCAAAUAUACUCAACUCGAUAGACUUAUCAUUUUGUGGUUUGAUGCCAAGUGUAAGCAAGACAAGGUGUGGUGUUCGUAA
Molecule: messenger RNA, 1293 nt
Organism: Dracunculus medinensis (Guinea worm)
Lineage: Eukaryota; Metazoa; Nematoda; Chromadorea; Rhabditida; Dracunculidae
Source: the annotation of a GenBank genome assembly